AUGUCACAUGUCGAACCAGGGUUUAAUACCCUUCACAUUCCUUGCACGAAACCAGGCUGCAACCGCUGGUUCAAGAACAAGUCUGGUCUUACACAACAUACAAACACCAUCCAUUCAGUCCUUUCCAGCACCGCACCCUCACAUCCGCUUCAGUCCGAUCAAUCCCCUUCACCUUGUUUUGAUGCCGAUAUCAACCCUGAGCAAUAUGAUGGCACCAACUUGGACAAAGAGUACCAUGCUGCCACUCCUGGUCCUGCACAACCACCUGCAGAGUUCUUUGGUGCCGGUGACCGCUUGUAUCGAAAUUAUCACCCUUACUUGACUGCUUGUCCAUGUGAUUCAGAAGGGAGCUUCCUUCCUCCUGGCACUCCACCUCUACUGUUGUCGGACAAAGCAUUCAAUGACUGGACUCCCUACUCUGAUCGUACUCCUUUGGGCAAAGUGCAAUGGCAGUCAUUCUCGGUCAAAUACACUGGAGAUCGCACAGUUGACGACACCGCACCAUGGAUGGAAGAUAGUUAUGAUAAUAUGCUUGCUAACCCUGAUUACGCCCUGGAGAUGGAUCUGCAGCCUUACCAUGAGUUUGCGACUGAAACAGAUGAGCGCCAAUGGCAAGACUUUAUGUCUGGUGAUUGGGCUUGGAAUCAUGCAGAUCAAAUUUCUGAUGAUCUGGACACUCAUGGCUCGACGUUCGUGCCUGUCAUUCUUGGCAGUGAUAAAACCACUGUAUCAGUUGCAACUGGGCAGAACGACUAUUACCCACUAUAUGCGUCAAUCGGAAAUGUUCGCAACAAUGUGCGCCGUGCUCACCGUAAUGCAGUUUCUGUAAUCGGAUUUCUAGCAAUGCCAAAGACAACUAAACAGCAUGCUAAGACUGCAGAUUUCCGCAAUUUCCAUCACCAAUUAUUUCAUUCAUCAAUUUCGUACAUACUGAAGAACUUGAAGCCCGCAAUGACGAAGCCUGAAGUUGCACGCUUUGGCGAUGGUCAUUAUCGCUGUGUUAUCUAUGGAUUAGGCCCAUAUAUUGCUGACUAUGAAGAACAAGUGCUGCUUGGAUGCAUAGUCAAAAAUUGGUGCGCUAAAUGUCUUUCAGAUCGCAAGAGUCUUGACGAUGACAGUCUCCGACGCUCAAAAACACAUACUGAGGCACUAAUCGAAGAAUGUGACCAUUUGGCACUCUGGGACGAGUUUGGAAUUGCCGCCCAACUUGUGCCAUUUACGAAUGACUUUCCCCGUGCCGAUAUACAUGAACUCAUUGCGCCAGAUCUUCUUCAUCAAAUAAUCAAGGGGGUGUUCAAGGACCACUUGGUGGUCUGGGUCGAAAAAUAUCUCGUGCAGACGCAUGGACAAACACAGGCCGAUGUUAUUCUGGAUGACAUUGAUAGAAGAAUCGCAGCAGUUCCUGCAUUUUCAGGACUGCGCAGAUUUCCUCAAGGACGCAACUUUCAACAGUGGACUGGAGACGAUUCAAAGGCGCUUAUGAAGGUAUAUUUGCCAGCAAUCGAAGGCUAUGUCCCAGUCGAAAUUGUCCGCACAUUUCAUGCUUUCCUCAAAUUUUGUUAUCUUGUCCGUCGUAAUAUUAUCACAGAGAAGACACUUACAGAAAUUGAUGAUGCGCUCGCUCGAUUCCAUCAGUAUCACGAAAUCUUCAAGUCCUCUGGGAUGAUUCUGACAUUCUCACUCCCCCGACAACAUUCGAUGAAACACUACCAUACUCUUAUUCGACUUUUUGGCGCUCCGAAUGGACUUUGUUCCUCAAUCACCGAAUCCAAACACAUCAAGGCUGUGAAAGAACCAUGGAGAUGA
Messenger RNA from Suillus bovinus, 1806 nucleotides. RefSeq lists its product as uncharacterized. The transcript has 10 exons. The record is from RefSeq and is a predicted model, not a curated record. Lineage: Eukaryota; Fungi; Basidiomycota; Agaricomycetes; Boletales; Suillaceae. Bases 1 to 1806 code for a protein of 601 amino acids.